AUGGUCGACGUACAAAAACGAUAUCCUAUUAAAUCGUGGAAAAUGCAUGAUGAAACAAAAAUGGUUAAACAUCAGUUAUAUGAUGCUCAACUUCCCGAGGUUAAACCCAUUGGUGAACUUUGUGCAACAACAAAACAACGAGUUCCACGUCCAUCUAAGCGAGAUGGCUCUCAUUAUCUCCCAAGCAUAGCAAAUAGUAGUUCAACAGAAUCAUUUUUGGAGAAUAGCCAGAUUUCGUCGUCCACUACCCAACUACUGGAAACAUCAACCAAAUACAAUUCAGCAGUGCAGGAAGCAGCUAAACGGUUUAUACUACGUAACAAUAUGGCAAGACUAGCUCGAGAAGUUUCAUCGAUGAAUGCAACUGGUAGUUCUUAUUUGAAACGGAAAACGCUCUAUGAUCAUAUUCAACCAAAAAUUAAUACUGGCUUACCGCGUAUAACCGGUAAAAAUAUACGAGAAUCUGACAAUUAUAAAUUAGGACCUGCUCCUCCAGUAAAUUGGUUUGCAUUAAAAACAGGCAUCGAAAAAGAUGUACAUAUAAGUGAACAAACGAAACGUAUGGAAUUUGAUUCUGAUGACACACAUAAAGCAGAAUUAUUAAUAUUGGGAAAUCUCAUACGUUCAAAAGUUAAACAUUAUUUAUCAUCUAUCAAAGGUGGUAGUGCUCAACGAUAUAAAAUCGUUGUUCAUCUCACUGUUUUUCAAAAAAUUCCUGCUGGAUUACAUGUUGCAUCAAGAUGUCUAUGGGAUACACGUACGGAUAAUUCAGUAACAAUUAACAUGCAAGGAGUGGAUUGUGAUAUUUUAGUCGUUGUAUUUCUUUGUCAUACCGAUGUUGGAGGGAUUUAA
Rotaria socialis is the source of this 852-nucleotide messenger RNA. NCBI's taxonomy places the organism in Eukaryota, Metazoa, Rotifera, Eurotatoria, Philodinida, Philodinidae. The record is from the annotation of a GenBank genome assembly.